AUCGUAUAGUUUAUAAGGCUCAAUUUUUUUGCAACUUUUGACGAUACAGGCGUUCCCAAUUUACUUUCGAUUGCUCGCAUAUCAUCGCGUUUCACCGUCACGGCGCGUUCUCAAUAUCUUCGCGUAAAAAGCUUCGCUUUAGGCGUUAUGAACGUUUUACGAACGAUAGAUACAAUAAAAUUUGACGAAAGGGCGAAUAACUUUUACACUUGAAAUAAACUGCCGUUGUUUUGUUUUUCUGCCUUUUUUUUAAUUUAAGCAAAAGCAAAUUAAAAAAAAAAAAAAAAAGAUGACACUGAAGUCACAGUUCAUGCCGCUUCGGCGUUUGAUAAGCUAGUAUGCAUAUCUCUAUCGAAACAUAUCGUUCGAUUUCGUCCCUACUCAUCAAAUGUGUUGGUUUACAAGUCUAUCUAUAUUGAAACCAUUAUUUAUAUAUACCGAUAGCACCUUCAUCAUCAUUAUUACUUUUUUUUUGCAUUUUAUGCUAAGCAUUCCGUUUUUGGAAGCGAGUGCAGUGUAAGCCUUUAAAAAUUGUACCAAAAUACCUAAUUUCGAACACGAAUGAAUAACGGAAACUCUAGUUUUUUGUUUUCUUUUUCUUUUACUUCACUCUGUAAGACCUAAGUGAAUUUGUUGUUGCUUUAAUUGUAAAGUAAACGUGCAAUUUGAAUUUUCUUACGAAGCUUUCUUAAAAUUGCAUCCAAAUGGGAGGCUCGUAUAAAAAGAAACAACGAGCCGAAAAAGCCAAAGUUAAAUUGAAAGGCGCUAAAUUGCCUAAGGGUUUAAAUGUUACAAAGACUGAGUUUAAAAUACGUAAAAUAACUAUCAAGGAACAAUUAAAAGAUUUAAAAUAUGUUGACGGUCAAAGGCAAAUCAAUAUAAAGGAAACCUUAAAUCGCCUCAAACAUCACGGAUCAAAUUUUCGCUUAGAAUCGCUGCGUAAAUUAAGAGAAGCAAUUGUCAACAAUAGCUUAGACAUCUUGGGUUGUCUAAACGAAAUAAUCCAGAGUGUGGUUUCCAUGUGCUUGGAUGCGGAACGCGAUAUUAGAAGAGAAUCUUUUAAAACAUUGAGCAUUCUGUUAGAAUCACUGAAAGAAGUCUCAAUUGGGCCAUUUUUUCAUAUAAUUUCUUCGUACCUGCGCUGUGCUAUGACCCAUAUACAACCUUAUAUACAAGAGGAUUCAUUGUUAAUGUUGGAUGUUUUGCUGGAUCAUGUGCCAUCAUUGGUUGCUAAACAUAGCCAUAAGAUUUUUCAAAAUUUUCUGGAGAUGAUAUCACGGGUAAGAGCGGAUGGUGGUAAAGCCGGUCGAAUGCUAACAGUCAAUAUAGGAAAAAGGCAAACGAAUGUUAAGUGGCGUUCCAAAGUGUUGUUGCGUUUGCAACAAAUGCUAAGCAAUUUAGUAAGCCAAAGGAAAGAAGAAAAAGAUAGUCGCGGUCCUUUUACAAUAAGCGGAGGAAAGCAAAAGAAUCCAUUAAUAUUUAAUGCAAACGUACCACAGUACUACGGAGUGAAACGGUCAUCUCAGAAUGAUCUUCCAUGCGAUCUAUCAAACAUAUUUCAAAGAACGAUAGGUGAAAACGCCAUGCCUGGCAAUCUAUUGAUACACGAGGAAUGUAAUCAACUGAAAUCAUAUGUGGAUCAUUUAAUGCCUUUGUUGUUGGAAUCAUGGUUAGAAGUGCGACCGCAACACACUUCAGGAGAAGGAACAGAACGUUCAAUAAAUUCGGAUGCCGCUCAAGCUUUAAAAAUCGUUUCAGAAAUUAUAGCAGAUCUGUGGUUCCUAAUUGAUAUUCAUGAAGAACAAACUAAUAAUCACGCAUUGAGUUUAUGGUUUCAGGAUCAGUACAAAGAAAUAUUUGCUUUAAAUUUUGUGCAAACUGGCUUUCCCUACGAAUUAAUGGACGGGGACAAAGAGGUGAACGGCCCAGAAAAUUCAGUAAACAAAAAGAGAUCGCGAAAAUCGAAUCUUUCCCCGUUAACAUCGUACUGUUACAAUCAAAAUAUUUGCGUCAGUUAUAUAAUGUGUCGUUUUUUUGCUGGGAAUCUGCAAAUACAAGCAGAAAAGUUUUCAUGCAUUUUAAAAUAUUUAAAAGGUGUCAUCGACUCAAUGGAUCCGAAACGGGAGCAUGAUUAUUUAUCUAUCCUUUUAAAAGCUUUAAGGAGUUUACUCUUCAUGAAUGGCUUGCAAAUGCUUCAGACUCAUCGUAAGGGCACUCUUCUUCUGCUGAAAAGCUCCGUUCAAUCUUUUCUGAGUCAUAAGUUUGGCGAUUCAAUUUCCUCAUCUACACUUCUACUAUUGUUGUGCGAAAUUAUCCAAGAUUCUUGCCUUUAUAAGGCUUAUAACUGCCAGGAAUUGAAAGAAUUUCUGGAAUUUUUACCUCAUUUACUUUUAAAAUCAUCGAUUAGCGAAUCGAUAUUAUUAUCUAUGAUCCAAUUGGGUAAGCAACAGAACGAAGUCUUCUUAAGCACCUUACGACAACUUUUCAGCGAUGUGGUGAGAAAUUUGGAAAGAAUAAAAGUGAACGGGGCCUUAGAUGUGGUUGAGGGUAAAAAGCAUAUCAUUAACUUGUUCUAUUGGCAGAAUCCUCAAAGUGUAAGGGAAGAGGAUUUAAGAGAAAUAACGAGUAAUCUGAAUGAGUGUAUAACCGAUGAAAGACUAAAUGAUUAUUGCCACUAUGUACUGACAUUGAACUUUAAUAGAAGUAUAUAAACAAAAGUAAAA
Glossina fuscipes is the source of this 2723-nucleotide messenger RNA. RefSeq names its product testis-expressed protein 10-like. The transcript is spliced from 2 exons. NCBI's taxonomy places the organism in Eukaryota, Metazoa, Arthropoda, Insecta, Diptera, Glossinidae. Gene Ontology annotation, cellular component: MLL1 complex; nucleus. The record is from RefSeq and is a predicted model, not a curated record. The coding region runs from base 705 to 2711 and encodes 668 amino acids.